AUGAGUGAUCUUCUGACGAUGAGCGAGACGGUCUCUGCAUUCUUCUACGGAACGCUGCUGCACCCUUCCAUCCUCCGACGCGUUAUCGGACAUGAUGGUGCGCAGCUUGAAAUCUGCCCGGCUUUACUGCUGGAACACACCCGUCAUAAAAUCAAAUAUGCCGACUACCCCGGCGUAAUUCCUUACACCAAGAGUCGAACGCUCUUUAGCAGGGAACUUACCCCAGAAGAGCGCACAGUAAGGGGAACGGUCGUUACCGGACUAAAGCUUCAUGAUAUCGAUCUGCUGGAUAUAUUCGAAGGAAGAGAAUACACGCGCCAAAGUAUCUCAGUGCAUCCUCUCGGCUCAUUCACCUCGCUCGAGUCCGCCGCCGCGUAUUCCGCCGUGCCCAUGACCUCUCCAUUGCUCCCGCCGCUGGACGCACUCCCUGGGCCGCUCUCCGCGCAGACAUACAUCUGGGCGCGUCCGCUGACUGAGCUCACACCCGAGCUCUGGGAGUACGCCGACUUCGUUCGCGACAAUGCAUGGAAGUGGGUCGGGGAUGGCAGCCGCAACAACGCGGACUACGCCGAAGUUGAUCGCCGGCGGGCGAUGAAUGGGAACAUCGUGAGCACGGAGACCGUGAGCACCGACUCAGAGGAUCACAGAAAGACAGUGAUGGAAACCUUCGACGAAGGGACCGUUCAGGCUUGA
Sparassis crispa is the source of this 693-nucleotide messenger RNA. RefSeq lists its product as hypothetical. The record is from RefSeq and is a predicted model, not a curated record. NCBI's taxonomy places the organism in Eukaryota, Fungi, Basidiomycota, Agaricomycetes, Polyporales, Sparassidaceae. The transcript is spliced from 4 exons. The coding region runs from base 1 to 693 and encodes 230 amino acids.